GCACACUGAACUGAAUAAACGUCUCCUUCAGUCGGCAGUACAGGCUCGUUCAUCCUCACACCAGCUCUGAGCGGAUGCUCAGCAGGGGUGUUUGAGACCUUAGUGAGCUGUGGGGGAGCAGCUCAGGGACAUCUUCCAUCCACCUACAAAGAGCCGGCAGUCAGAAGGAAUAUGGGAAAAUCCGAAAGCCAAAUGGAUAUCAUGGAGAAAUCGAGUAAACCUGGAAAACGCCGUUGGACUGUGGCAGAAAUCGGUCUGUCUGUGCUGCUGCUGCUGGCCAGCUGUGCCUUGGCCGGGCUGGUUGUCCUCUACACAUCAGCUGUGAAAGAAAAAUCCAACAGGUCGACUGUAACUAGAGGCUCAACGGGUGAAGGCCAGAUGUUUCGCUCCAGCCUCAACAAUGUGUGCACGACAGCAGACUGUGUUACUGCAGCUGCUCGGCUCUUGCAGAACAUGGAUAAGUCUGUGGAGCCUUGCGAUAAUUUCUAUCGAUACGCUUGUGGCGGCUGGCUGGAGCGACACGUCAUCCCAGAGACAAGCUCCCGUCACAGUGUCUUUGACAUUCUGCGAGACAAACUGGAGAUUGUCCUCAAAGGUGUUCUUGAAAUGACAAGUGAAGCAGACAGAGAUGCCAUAAAGAAAGCCAAAGUCCUUUACAACUCCUGCAUGAAUGAAAGCCUUAUUGAGCAACGUGACUCUCAGCCCCUCAUGAAGCUCAUCGACAGUGUUGGAGGUUGGCCCGUGGCUUCAGAGGACUGGAACACAACAGCAGAAGAAACAUGGAGCCUUGAAAGCACACUGGCAAUUCUCACUGCUCACUUUCACAAGAAGGUGAUUCUGGACAUGUACGUGUGGACAGAUGAUCGGGACUCUCAACGCCACAUCAUUUAUAUUGAUCAGCCGGGACUUGGAAUGCCAUCCAGGGAUUAUUAUUUCAAUGAUGGAAACUACAAAAAGGUCCGAGAGGCUUAUCUUCAGUUCAUGGUUUCAAUAGCAAAAAUAACAAGAGAUGACAGAAACUUGACUCAGGACGAAGAGCGAGUUUGGGAGGAGAUGAUGCAAGUGUUGGAGCUGGAGACAGACAUCGCCAAUGCUACAUCACCUGCAGAGGAGCGCCAAGAUGUCACUGUUCUUUACAACAAAAUGACAAUUAGUGAACUUCAGAGCACAUUCAGCCUUAAUGGCUUUAACUGGACAAAGUUCAUUCAGGGGGUGCUGUCCACUGUGUCCAUUGACACCCAAAGGGAAGAGGAGGUGGUGGUGUACAGUGCUCCUUACCUUCAGAAGCUGGAUGAUGUUCUCUCCAGACACAGUGUCCGAACUAUGCAGAACUACCUCAUUUGGCAGCUCAUCAUCGACAGAGUCAGCAGCUUGAGCCGCCGCUUCAAAGACGCCAGAGCACGUUACAGAAAGACUCUCUAUGGAACCACAGUGGAGGACGCUUGGUGGCGAGAAUGUGUCCGAUAUGUCCAAAGCAGCAUGGAGAAUGCAGUUGGAGCCCUGUACGUGCGCGAGACGUUUGCAGGGGAAAGUAAACAAAUGGUCAGUAACCUCAUCAGUAAGAUACAGCAAGCCUAUGUAGAAACUCUGGAGGAGUUAAACUGGAUGGAUGAUGCUUCAAAGGAGAAGGCAAGAGAAAAGGCCAUGGCAAUGAAGGAGCAUAUUGGCUAUCCGGAUCAUAUUUUAGAAGAAAGCAACCAGAAGCUUGAUCAAGAGUAUGCCCACCUAAAUUUCAGUGAGGAAAACUACUUUGAGAACGUCCUCGAAAACCUCAAGUCUGAAGCUCACAAGAGUUUAAAGAAGCUGAGAGAACCAGUUGAUCCUGAUUUGUGGAUCAUCGGGGCUGCUGUUGUAAAUGCUUUCUACUCACCGAACAGGAACCAGAUUGUGUUUCCUGCAGGGAUCCUGCAGCCGCCUUUCUUCAGCAAACACCAGCACCAGGCCCUUAACUUUGGAGGCAUCGGCAUGGUGAUCGGACAUGAGAUCACACAUGGGUUUGAUGACAAUGGUCGUAAUUUUGACAAGGAUGGUAAUAUGCUAAACUGGUGGAGUAAUUACUCUGCUGAGCACUUUAAAGAUCAGUCACAGUGCAUGGUGCAGCAAUACGGCAACUUCAACUGGAAGCUAGCAGGUGGACAAAAUGUCAGUGGAAUCAGUACACUGGGGGAGAAUAUUGCAGACAAUGGAGGGGUUCGUCAAGCUUAUAAGGCUUAUCUAAAGUGGAUGGAAAUGGAGGGGGAAGAGCCCCGUCUACCUGGACUAGACAUGAAUCACAGGCAACUUUUCUUCCUUAACUUUGCCCAGGUGUGGUGUGGUGCUUACCGCCCUGAGUAUGCCAGCCAGUCAAUCAAAACCGAUUCUCAUAGUCCUUUAGAGUACAGGGUGCUUGGAUCCCUCCAAAAUUUCGAAGCUUUUUCGGAAGCUUUUCAGUGCCAGAAAGGAAGCCCAAUGAACCCUGAGCUCAAAUGUCGUGUCUGGUAGAGCUUCUCCAAGUUUAUGACCAGGGUAAAGCAGAAGAACAAGUUGUACUCAUGUGUUUUAUUGCAUCCUGGAGAAGGUCAUUGUUUCAAAUGUGUUUGAGUAACCUCUGAACUUUGAAGGUCACUUUAUAAAGUGGGUUCAAAUGAAAAUUAUGGACCUGAAGUCCUUUCAUAACAUUAAAGUUCAUAUACGUGGCUGUAAGUGCUUUUCCAGCCUUUCGUGAACUAACUACCACAUCAUCAGCAUAGAUCUUGAUAAUUACGACGGCAACAUGUGGUACACAGCCGUUUUGGUCUGAUAUUCUGUUUUCAAUAUGUUGUACUACUUCAGAAAGAAAAGUAAAGAAUAGGUUUUAACUUUGACUGCCGACCAUUGAACAACGGAGCUUUGCAAAGCAAUUCUGCAUUCAAUUUGUCACACUCUGAAAGUUUGGUUUGUGAAAGUGAAUUAACCUAAAGGCUUUAAGACUGUUAAAUCUGUGCAGCCUUAAGCUUAAAUUGACAUUUCUGUGGAGUUGGAGAUUUCUGCCUUUCUACAUUUAAAGAGAGGUUAAACAUCUAUAAGCUAUACUGCUGUGUUGGUUCUUUUUAAAAGAUAUGUAUUUUUUGUUUCCAGUCCAUCUCAUGCAAAAAUUUAUUCCCUUUUAUCACUAACUAAUGCAAAUUUCAGUCAUGUCCCAGCAGUUACUGAUAAGUAACUAUGUUGCUGACCUGCAAACUUUAUAUAACCCUCACUUUAUAUAAAGUGAUUUUUUUUCUUUGCUAAUAAUCAUAUCGAGAGUUUUCUCUGUUUUGACUUAUGUUUGAAGUCUCCUUUUUUAAGCUUCCAGGUUUUUACAUCAAUCUUAGAUGUUCCUACAGAGAUAAUCCCAUGUGAUAUCCUAUGUGGAAUCUCCAUAACACAACAAUUUAUGAGAUUUUUAUCCUUUUUUAAUGCAGCCAGCUACAUGAAAGAGAAAGUGAAGCCUUGGAUGCGCUUGCUCAUGGGAAGGCAGCAGCUUAAGUUUUUGUCUUCUGAUCUGGCAUUGAUAAGAGAAAUGAAAGGUUGAGUGCAGUGUGUUGAAGUGCAGUGACCAUUGUAACCAAUCAAUGAGUCCGCAGACAGACAUACUGAGGACUGUCAUUAACGAGAUGGCUGGGGCCAGGACUGUUAUUUUCUACCCUUAUUAACAGGUAAUGAGAGGAAAAUCAAAGCAAAGCGGACAGAGAAGAGGUGGACACUGACUGAAGGGGGCUUUCAAGUGCAGCAGAACAACAGCCGGUUUGAAUGGCGGCUGUCACAUUCGGGAUGCCUUGGUAAACUGAAUACGACUGUUAAGUCUCAGUUGAGGCUGUUGAAGUGAAUGUGUACAUUGAAACAAUAUAAUGUGUCUGUUAAUUUUCAUCUUUUGGCAAAUACUGUUGUGAAAAAAAUGGGGUGGAACUGCUUUUUUCAUAGAGUGAGAUGCUAGAGUACUAAGAUUUGAAAUUUGGGAAAUACACUUGACUAAAAGUGUAUUAGUGUAAAAAUGUUUACAAUGUUUAAAAAGAAGAAAAAGAAAGAGCAAAAGCCCAAUUUAAAUGACCGCACAACUUUCUCCUUAUCCGUGAACAUUUAUUUUGGCAUUGGCAUGUUUCUUUUUAGAAACAAAAAUAAAACGUGUGUGAUAAAAUAUUUGAUAAUGUCAGGUCUUUGGAUAGGAGUUUGGAAUGGGUAAAGUACCUUUUUGCCAAUAAUAUUUUUUCUGUUUGGAUCAAUCCUAGUAAUAUUUGUUACAAGUCAGAUCCACAUUCAUUACAAUUAGAUUUGACUAAAGAGCAUUCCUGCCAAAACGUAAAGUAUUCAUGCAUUUUGGUUGUUAUGUAACCUUCUUCAAUUAACAUAAUUCCAAUUACCGCGAAAAUGUCCGACUUGGAUCAUUAGUUACUAAGAGUCAAGAUAGGAUGCUUUUGUUAAAAAAAUAAGAAAGAAGAAAACAUUUCUGUGUUAUUCAGACAUCAAUUCAUAACAAAUACAACACACAGGACUCAAAAGCAUUGUUCACAUGAAUGGCUAAACAAUGUAAAUUGAAGCAAAUAGGGAUGACAGGAGCUAAGGUUGCCAGGCAAGCUCUUCUCAGUGAGGCAGCAAGAAUUGUCUCAUUACAGCACAGCAACAUGAAAAACUCACGAUCUUGAGACAGUACAGCAGUAACAUCCGCUGCCUCAACUCACUAUUGAACCUCUUUGACAUUAUUAGUUUAGACAUGUGUGAGAGGUUGACUCCUGAUUAAAUUCCCAGUUUGCUUAAUAUUUUCCAUUACAGACUGUUUAAAUGUUGUGUGAAACAAUCCGUGUGGCAUUGUCUGGUUUUGAUUACCAGACAAAGAAGGAAAAUAAAUAAUAGUGGGGAUGUGAUGGAAAGACCCCAAUGAAAGCUAAAACCCAACGCAAAUGUGAUUUAGAAAAAAAUGUACCAAGCAGCCAACAUUUUUUAGUAUUUUUCAUUAAGUUGGUAUCAACUUUUAGUGUCAUAGUUAGAUGGAAAAUAUCAGUAUGCCCAUUUUCUUAGUUUUUUAGUAACUCCAUCCUCCUCAUAUAUAUCUUCACUGCAAAUGCGAACCUCAAUCUGCUUUCCUGCUUGUGUCUUCAAAACGUCUAACAUGAGCUUUUUCCCUGAGGGAUCCAUUCCUGUUUCUAUCCAUCCUGCUCACUCCCAAAGAGAACCUCAACAUCUUAAUCGAUAAGAUGCGUAUGAUGAUAUGUGUCUCACGAUCUGAUAUGUAUCACAAUACAUCUCAAGUGUCACUCAUUCUCAUCUGGAGCCCUCUUCAAAGCACCACAAUCUGCAUUUUUAUAUGGUACUGGCAGCAACGUGGCUCAGAGUUUUGGUCCGAUACCCAUCCCAAGCACAAACUAAGCAGUACAUGUCUAAUAAAAACAAAAACUGCAAGGCUGACUGAACAUUUAGAGUCAGACACUGAAGCAUUGACAGCAUUUUAAUUCAAUACAAGUGUCUUCAAAUGAAAUAUCACGAUUUUUUGCUAAAUCGAUUUUUCUCGACACCCUAAUAUUUCCCGCUGGGCACAAACCGCAAUUAGUAAUUUCUCCUCAACGAUCAAUUUUCAAACAAUUAGUAUUUCUGUAAAUUAAAAGGCAUGCCAUUGAUAUGUCACUACCAAAUUCAAUUCGCUGAUUGGUCAAAGUUCAACCUGGUUUAACUUGCAACGCCCUUUCAAGUCCUGUAUGUUUUGCACGUAGAGCCUAAAUCCUUUGUUAAAACAUGUGUAGCUACGCAUGAACACAAGUUUUAAGAACGGAAACCCAAAACCUGAAUUGGAUUUACAUAGACUAUUCUUUGGAAGUUGCCACUUGACCAUGAAUUGCCAAUGUCUGUGUGAAUGUAGCUUGAACCAACAACAUGGCUGCUCUCACUACAGUCCUCUACACCUUUCAUUUGACACUCUUUAGUCACACAUUCCACCUGAAACCUUCAUCCACCCUUUCUAACCUGCACUACACUUCUUUCCAGCACUCUCUAUUUCUCUGGACUGUUGCUAAGUACUUACAGUCCUCCACCCUUGCCACCUCUGCUCCCUGUAACCUCACUGUCCUACUUGAGUUCCUUGCUACAGAUCACAAUGUCAUCUGCAAAUAUCAUGAUCCACAGAGAUUUCUGUCUACCCUCAUCUGUCAGCUGUGUUGAGGGUAAUGAAUUACAAAGAAACAAAUUACUGUAAUUUAAUUACUUUUUUAAUUGGCCUUGUGUAGCCUCUAUGAUUUUAUAUUGUGGAUUUUACAAGGGUAUCUUGUUUGAGCUAUCUUUAUUUCCUUGAGAAUUUGUAUGAGUUGAAAAAAGUAAAGCAAGUAACGAGUAGUGAAUAACUUUUAAAUUUGAGGAGUGAGUAAAGUAAUUUAUUCACCAAUUCAUUCAGUAACUAAAGUAAAGUAAUCAAGUACUUCAAGAACUUCUGUCACUUCUGUCACACCUAGAGCACGUCUCACCACUAUCUACCAAUUGUAUUCAUGUUCUGAACUUCUCUGCUACUGCAGACGUUUUCUCGCACAAACCACAGCUCUUCUGUCUGUAUCCUAUAGACUUUCUCUAACUCUACACAGACACAAUGCAGCUGCUUCUGCCCUUCUCUUCUCCAGAAGUCUCUUCAAAGCAAACAUUGCAUCUCGGGUUCUCUUUCUUGCAAUGAAACCAUAAUGUUGCCUACAAAUAUAUUUCUUUCCUAUAAAUUGUUUGUGUGACUCAUCAGCUUUUUUCCUCUGAAGUGUCCACAACUCUGCACAUCCCACUUCUUGAUAAAAAAGGACCUCUCCUCCAUUCCAUGGACAUCUUUUCACUCUCCAAGAUAAUGUUAAGCAUUCCAGUCAGAAAUGUCGGCCAUUUCUCCUAAACUCCUCCAUAGUUGUGUUGUCAGGACCACCUUCCCACUUUUCAUCCUGGUCAGUGUCUCCUUUACUUAAUCCUUACUGAUCUUUGCUAUGUCCAACUUCACAACACCCUCCUCGCUUGCUCUGUGCUCUCCAGCAUGUUUCAACUCUUCAAAGUUCUCCUUCCGUCUUUUCUAUCACACUUGUAGGACAACUCAAAACAACAACUUAGCUACAGGAGUAGCUAGUAGCACAUAGUAGCUAAAAAAAGCUAACUAGUUACUGCUGUUGCUUGUUUUUAUUUCCACUGUGUAGGUGAAACUGUGCAUCCAUAACUCUUUUAUAGUACGGAGUAUUUCCUAAAUGUCAAAACAAGUGUAUUUGAACAGCAAGACACAGCUGUUAAAACAAGAGCAGGAGGAAAAACGUGGAGCCUGAACUACAAGCUGUAAUUGAAGAUUUGAUGUUUCUUGACCAACUGGUUUGCUGAAAACUUUAAGUGUCAAGAUAAUAAUCUUUUAUUGUUUGUUGUGAAUAAAGUCCCCACAUUUGGCAAGUAAAGAAAAAUCCUGCUGGAUUUUUGGACCUCACAUUGCCAAAAAUUGUCAAAAACUGUGCUGUUAUAGGUAAGCAACUAUGUACAAACCCAUUUUUGGCUAAACAUAUAUAAAACAUACCUGGUCUAUCUAUAUACAUUAGAUAAGUUGAUCCUAACAGGACAUGUAGAGAGUAAAAUUGUUGCUUUGAAAGAAAUAAGAUGUUAUAUGUUUUUAUGAAUGUUCUGCUGCUAUGUAAUUAUCUAGACUGCUAUUUUUGUGACAGAUUUGUAAUUAUUCCCAUUAAAGUGAUUGUCUGAACUGAA
Messenger RNA from Oryzias latipes (Japanese medaka), 7683 nucleotides. It is a transcript of the gene mmel1, whose product is annotated as membrane metalloendopeptidase like 1. Gene Ontology annotation, cellular component: plasma membrane. NCBI's taxonomy places the organism in Eukaryota, Metazoa, Chordata, Actinopteri, Beloniformes, Adrianichthyidae. The record is from RefSeq and is a predicted model, not a curated record. Gene Ontology annotation, molecular function: metalloendopeptidase activity. Gene Ontology annotation, biological process: protein processing.